This is a messenger RNA of Camarhynchus parvulus, 964 nucleotides long. RefSeq names its product vegetative cell wall protein gp1-like. Bases 104 to 964 code for a protein of 286 amino acids. The record is from RefSeq and is a predicted model, not a curated record. The transcript is spliced from 6 exons. Lineage: Eukaryota; Metazoa; Chordata; Aves; Passeriformes; Thraupidae.
GGGGGGCGAGACCCCCCCCGCGCCCCUCCCCCGCCUGCCCCUCCCCCCCCGCACGCGGCUCUUCGUGGAUCGGGCCCUGAGGGAGCGCGAGGACGCCCCCCGGAUGCACGGGUGUUUCCAGCAGGAUUUGGGGGGGCUGCGCCUCGGGGCCGCGCGGGGCCUGGCCCGAGCCCUGGGGGGGGGCGCCGCCCCCAAAGGGGGAUCACCCCCUCACCCUGACGGCCACCGUGCAGGGGCUGGGGCCCCGCCUGCGCCUGACUUUGGGGGUGCUGCUGCCAGGGGGGGCCCCCCCGACCCCCAACCUGGUGCUGCUGCUGCGCUGCCACCCCCACCCGAAACGGCUGCAGCCCCCCUGCAUCAAGGUGCCGCUGCUGCUGCCGGGGCUGCGCUUCCAGUUCGGGACCUGGCUGGAGCCGGGGGGGGGCCCGGGGAGGCUGCAGGUGCUGGUGCUGUGCCCGGGCCGGGAGGGGCCGGUGCUGACGGCCCAGGUGGGGCUGCCCCCCGUGGCCACCUGAGCGCACCUGGGGGCACCUGGGGCACCUGCCCCUGGCACCUGGGGCACCUGAGGGCAUCUGUGUCACCUGCGCCACCUGCACCUGAGAGACACCCGUGUCACCUGUCCCUGGUGUCACCUGCGCCACCGGCACCUGGCACUGGCUCAUCGUGUCACCCCUGCCCCGUGUCACCAGCACCUGGCACCGUGCCAGCCCUCACCUGUGUCACCUGUGACCCCUCACCUGUGGUACAUCUUUGUCACCUGUGUCACCUUCUCUGGUGUCACACCUGUCCCCUCACCUGUCACCCCUCCCGUGUCACACCUGUCCCAGGUGUCACCUGUCCCCUCACCCGUGUCACACCCGUGUCACACCCAUGUCACACCUGUGUCACACCUGUCCCCUCACCUGUUCCGGCCCUGGUGCCUUUUGCCUUUAUUGAGCCACGACACAAACCCAGCGGGGGCUGA